Rhagoletis pomonella (apple maggot) is the source of this 3562-nucleotide messenger RNA. Its product is annotated as aftiphilin-like. The record is from RefSeq and is a predicted model, not a curated record. The coding region runs from base 770 to 3562 and encodes 930 amino acids. Lineage: Eukaryota; Metazoa; Arthropoda; Insecta; Diptera; Tephritidae. The transcript has 7 exons. Gene Ontology annotation, molecular function: clathrin binding. Gene Ontology annotation, cellular component: AP-1 adaptor complex; trans-Golgi network membrane. Gene Ontology annotation, biological process: intracellular transport.
UUCAUAGAUUGUUCCAUAUCUGACAUGUUGUGCAACAGACCUUAUUAAAACGGAUUUCGAAAUCCGGCAACUCAUAAGAAUUAUUUCAGGUGUAGUAUGACAUUUUCCUUGCAUAUUUUGGAAAAUUUUACGAGGUUGUAGACGAGCAAAAAUUUGCCAACAAUGUUUAAAUAAAUAGUGACAAAAGCCUUUUAAGCUUUUAUUUGCAUACAAAAAGGUGUAUUAUAGUUGUAUACAAAAAUUUUAUCAGCUGCUGCAUGCAUGCAGGACUUGGCUUAUCAAGAGGUGCGACGAUUUCCUCUAGUAUUGCAUGAUAGGUACACAAAAAAACUUUCCAGCUGGUGUCAUUCGAGAAAAUUAAAAUAAAAUAUCUAUUUGUAUGGUAUCGAAAAAUAAACAAGUGUAAUUCGAUACAAUUUGUACUGUCGCAUAAAUCGUAAUUAUGUUAUACUAAUGAAAAAUGAAGCAAGUUUAAUUUUCUGAAGUUGCUGUUCGCUAAACCUAUUUCGUGCUGUAUAGGAUUAACAAAAUGCCAAAAUAAUAAUAUUUCUGAAUUACGUAUAUAGCAUCUUUGCACUCUUUAAUGGAACCACUGUAAAAUUAAGUAAAUAUACUUAGGGUGAUACUACAUCGAGCUUACGUGCGGGUAAAAGCACAGCCUGGCUGAGCUGAUUGCACUGUAACUAAUCAUCUGCACCCCUUCCCUUACGUGGCCAAAACUCGAUAAGAUAAAAAUAUAUAUAUAUAAAAACCAAAGAAAGCACUUGAAAUGGCAGGCGUGCCUCCUAUAGCACCGCUUCUGUGCAGCACUCCGCCACCAAUUGAUUUUGGUGAAGAGGACGACGAUUCCGGUUUGCCGCCCACUUUAACACUUGAAGACGAAGAUGAAUACGGUGAUUUCGCGUUCGCCGCAGACAUAAAUGAGAAUGCAACAAAUACUGAUAUCCCCUCAUUGCCACGCACGCCGCUGCAGUUCGAACUAAGCUCAUCCACGACGAGUGGCUUUACCGAUGUACCACCAAGUUUAGAAGAGUGUGUUAAUGCACCGAUAACUCCACCUCCGCUACAAACUGAACAUGACGUUUGUUCAGCCCGCGAGGAAGUUAAGCUAGAACUAAUCGAGGCAAUUAACUACAAUAUUGUAAGCAGAGAAACCAAUCAAGAGCGUAUUAGUGACGGUAUAACUAAUGUGGAUGAGACUAGCAAUACAAAUGAUUCAGUAACAAGCCACCCGCAACCAGAGAAAGACAAUAAUUGGGUUAUUCACAACUUGAGUGACACCAAAAUCACAAAUGAAACUUGCGCGGAAUCGGAAAGUCUACCCAAGUUUGCACACACUACAGAUGCUAUUACAACUAAAGAAAAAAGUGGAACUAAAAAUGAAUCGAUAUUGUCUAAUGAGCAGGACAUUAAAGCACAACCAAAUGCUAUAACGAUAUUUUCUGAAAUUCCUCCUCCUUUGACUCAACUUGUGCUGUUAGAAGAUAUAGCAGACGACAGUAGCGAUGAGGAGUGCCAUCGAUCUCCAAAAAAGUCCACCAUAUCAACAACGUCGCCCUUUACAAGCAGUGCUGACAUAAAUUCGGCGGAUUUCUUUGCGAUCCAUGUCGUUGGCGCGCCGUCGUCACCAAAAGAAGACAAACCACUGACAAAAGUGGAGGAUAUAAAUAGAAAUAGCUUGUCAAACCACGAUAAUAACAUCACCCAUGAAUUUGAAAAUAUUACUAAGACUACGCCCUAUGGCAGCGAGCAACUUAAUGACGAUUUCGGUGAUUUCGCAGAUUUCGAAUCGGCAACUGAGAUUACAAACCCAACAACCUGCCCAAUGAAGGCAGCCGAUUCGAAUGUGAUAACCAAGAGUGACUGCAAUGAUGUCAAACCCGUAGGCGAGCUCCCUGUAGAAAGUACUACCCAAAAUAAUGAUGAUGAGAAUGAUUUUGAUGAUUUCCAAGACUUUUGUUCGGCACCAACAUCAGUUUCCGAUACUAAACCAAUUAUAUCAUCGCAAAAUUCAGAAGGUGUAGCAGCAACAUGUAAUGACGGGACUAAAAAGGGUAUAGCACUAAAUGAAAAUAGUCUUGCAACGUUGAAAAUUGAUUCGGAAUCUCAAGCAAAAGAAGUUGAGAAUAGCGACGAUGACGACUUCGGCGAUUUCGAAGAAGCUUCACUUGCCAUACCCACUUCUGAAUUCACUGCAAAUACUGCUAUUAUGAAUACACAUACGCCACCUGCGACCAGUGGAAAUAUAAGUGACCGUAUAGGUUCGGUGUUAAAACUGAUGUUUCCACCUGCAGAUGAAAGUGUUGACAGCGAUAAAGAAAGUACAGCGCCAGACGCUCUUUCCAGUUUGCAAUCACCAAACGCCACACUUCCUUUUGAGUCGAUAGAAGCUGCCAAAGCCUUGGAAUUCCAGUGGCCGCAGUCGGAAAUACGGCAUGCGCUUGUACGCUCAAUAGGCAUUGAUUCGAGAAACAUUCUCUUUGGUGAGAAUUGGAAUCCAUCAAUGCCCCGUUUUGCUGCCAAUCUCAGUUUUAAUCCGCUAAAGCCAUUGAAACCACAAACAGUCAACCCGUCAACAACAACAGCAGGCAUCGACUCGGAACAUUACAGCAAUGGCAGUGACGUUAGCAACUACUCUAUGAAAACGGAUGUACCUGAUGUUGAGUUUGAUUGGCAAAGCGCCGGUCUAGUGAACCCACUUGACGACAAAGUUAUGGUGAUGGCUACUAAGCUUGAUAACUUAACUGUUGAUUCCUCCUUCUCUGCAUGUGCAACAACGUUGGAACAAAUAACGUCGACAACUACUCCAACAACAACCACAACAACAACAAUAACAACCACCGCUAAUUAUAAAUUAACUAACGAAAUGAACCGCUUUCAAUUAAUGCCUUUAAAUACUCAAAUAAUACAAACAACAACAACAACAACAACACCCGCAUUGGUUACAUCUGGUCAAUUAUCAUCAUCAAUAUCAUCAUUACCACCAACAUUAUUAACUUAUAAUAACAAAAAUGUCUUUGCCAAUUCUACGUCCGCUUCCUAUUCCACACCACACAAUACCAACACGUUUCCAAAUCCUUGCACUUAUCAAAAUUGUCAAACCAAUGCACGGGCUAAUUGUAAUACAACACAUGUAAAUCGUGGACUAUGCGCUUCUCACUCUACAAAUACUUAUGCUUCACUUCAUUCGCUUGUCGCUCAACGUACUGUUGGAAAUGUCGUCACUAUUGAACCAUUAAUGUACUUCAAAAAUUUUACUAAUCACAUUUCGGCAACCCUCCAUCAAAAUCCAACGCUUAACAUGAUCAACAAUAAUACCAUACAUUCAAAUUUAACCACUCACUUUGAAAUGCCAACCUUUAAAACCGAUCAACUAUCAAAUUGCAUUUAUGCACCGACGUUAAAAUGCGACGAUUUUUGCAAUGAUAAUAACUUAACUAAUAAUCCACUGGAAUUUGCCAACUUUCACUUAAAAACAAAUCGAAUGCCGGAUUGUAGUUUGAGGCAGCAGCAUAAGUUUCGUAAAAUGCUGUGCUGUGUACAACAGCGUUUAACGCCAUAA